CCUGCCCCACCCCACCCCACCUCCAUCCCCCGGUCUGCUUGUCAGCGGAAAUGCCUGGCCAAACACUACGGCUAGUUCCUCGUACCAGCAGCUAGUGGAUGUCUUCCACCGCCUCUGUUUUCCUUUCCCCGUCUACACAAACUGGGAUUUUGACUCAUGAGCUUAUCCAGAUUCUGAGAAAGAGGAACUCAUGUGAGAAAUGGGGUCAGAUGAGGCCUACAACUUUGUCUUUAAAGUGGUGCUAAUAGGGGAAUCGGGUGUGGGCAAGAGCAAUCUUCUCUCGAGAUUCACCAAGAAUGAGUUCAACCACGACAGCCGGACGACCAUUGGCGUGGAGUUCAGCACAAGAACUGUGCAGGUAGAAAGCUUGACCAUCAAAGCCCAGAUAUGGGACACGGCCGGACUGGAAAGAUAUCGAGCCAUAACCUCUGCUUAUUAUCGGGGUGCCGUUGGAGCGCUGCUAGUUUAUGACAUUUCAAAGCACCUGACCUAUGAGAGUGCAGAGCGCUGGCUGAAGGAACUUUAUGACCAUGCGGACCCCCACAUAGUGGUCAUGCUAGUGGGCAACAAAUCAGACUUGGCAUCGAUACGGUCUGUGCCAACAGAGGAUGCAAAGGAUUUCGCAGAAAAAAACGGGCUGCUCUUCACGGAAACUUCAGCCUUGGAGUCAACAAACGUGGAGACCGCGUUCAACAAUGUCCUAAUGGAAAUCCAUAAGAAAGUGAGCAGUAAAGAGGUCACCCGUGGGUCAAUCAAUGCAGUGUCACUGUCCGGUCCCCAAACUGCACCGGCUGACCCUCAGGAGGAGAGGAAGCCUUGCUGUAAGAAUGUGUAAGAAUAAUCUGGAGGUACGGCAGAGAGGGACUGAGGAUAGGAUGGUCUUAUCUCCUCCCUCAUUGUCCAGGAAUGGACACUCCAAUCACCACACAUUCAUAAGAACCACUUUUCGAUGACUGAUGUUUUCCUUCAUGCCAUGUGACUGUCAUGAGAAAGUAUUUUUGUAUGUCUCAAGUUUCAUGAUGCUUAUAAAGCCAUUUAAAAUAGUUUUAAAGGAAUAUUCCAGCAUGUUUUCAACCUGAUCUCCAUCUGCGUCACUGAUUUUCUAAGUGAAAAUAAUGCAACACACACUCUCUGUCAACAACACACGUAUAUUAAAGCAAUAAGCUGCUUGAGGCCAUGCGUUACCAUUAAUUAUAAUCGACAUAAACAUGUAUUCCGCCAUAGAAUGUAAUUUAAACUGCGGUCAUUUCAUUAUUUUUUAGACUUUUUGUCAUAUAACAGUGAACAUGUGAUAACACAGCACUGUUUAAUGCACAAACUUUCACUUUAUAAGAACUUUUUGGUCACCAAAUUACCACCACAAGUCUUAUUUAGCACUAAUCCAGCAACGCCCCUCUUCUCACGCUGGGGCUGAACUUUAAAUGGCUCCCUGCUUCCUACAAAGUGCACUACGUGGGAAAUUAAAUACUGGAUCCUGCAACCCAACAGAGCAAAAUACAGCUAAAAUAGUCAUUUGGGACUGUUUACCUGUUGAGGCUAGAAUUUCUAAGCUUUCAUAGUUAGCACACUAUUUAGGGAGGACAGAGCCGUUUGGGAUCCCGCCUGGGUUUGACACGACUUCUGUUUAGCAUUUGGCAGACGCUUUUAUCCAGGGCGACUUACAAUUUGAUCAUUUUACACAGUUAGGCGAAGGUGGUGUUAGGAGUCUUGCCCAAGGACUCUUAUUGGUACAGUGUAGAGUGUUUACCCAGGCGGGGGAGUGAACCCCAACUUCCUGACUUCUAACUGAAGCAUGGACGUUUGAAGUGUGUAAGACCUUCGAGUGACAUUGAUUAGACUUUAUACCCCCGUUUUACAGUUAAUCGUACCGAAAGUACUGUAACUCAAGCCUGUUAUGUUAAUGACGGAGUUGUUCCAGCCUGGUAGCCAGCUGACCAGCCUAGUUUCAGUUAAGAACAUAAGUUGCCAGCUCCUCAGUUUAAACAAAUGUCUAAUUUGACCAGGGUGCCCAUAACAUUAUGCUGGAAGCCAAUGGGCAGCUGCUGAAUUCUCUGAACAAACUCUUUUACUCUUCUAAAACUCUUCUAAAAUGCUUGACUAUACACUUUAUACAUAGUAUAAGUACAAACUUUAUAUAUAGUAUUUAAUAUGUAUGUUAUAUUACAGUCUAACAGAGCAGGUCUAGGAUAAGACAGACACCAAAGCUGCUCCUAUUAAAAUUUAUACAACAUUUCAACACAGUAAAAAGUUAAAUAUUUAUGGUUCUAUAAAGAACCAUUGUCUGUACUAAAGAACCCUAGUGGGGUGUGCGGGUGCGGCAGAUAGAGAUCAGGUUAAAGAAACGCUGGUGCAUCCCUUUUAAAAUAAACCGGCCUGGCCUCACAUGUACACUUCCGACUGCGUGAGGAAGAUGCCAUUUAUAAAAUGAUAUGUCAUAUAAUAGAUGUGGUUUUUCAAAUCAUUUGAGAUCUGACAGAUUUUGACGCCUUACAAUGAUUCGUUCAUGUUACACUCAAAGUGGAAAGACAUGAAUUUUAAAACUGCACACUUUCUUUUCACAAAUAUUGAUCCAUAAUGCUUUCCUGAUUAAUACAGUGGGCCGCAACUGAUGAUUACUAAUAAACUGAUUACGUAGGCCUGCUGAGCUGUUGAAUACUUGGCUUUCUUGUAUAUUAUUUGAACCAAAUUGUAAUAUUUGUCGCAUGUUAAUCAUUUUUAAAUCAGGAUAAUAAGAAUAAUAAAACAUGCACUCAUAUAGACUUUAUCACAUCACAGAGAAUAUUUAUUAUCAUGUACAGGUGUUAAAGGAUUACCACUAUCAGGGUAAAGGUCAACUUGGGUAUGAUAGAUGCGAAACUUUGAUUUGACUUUUGAUAUAAUAACCGUGUGUUUUUGUAUAAUAUUUUCCUUACUGGUCAGGAUUCAUCUGCUGGACCGUAGAUCUUCCAGCAAAACAGCCUGCAUCAGCCGAUAUUUCGCAAACAGGUUUAUUAUGUACUUUUAACAUUUUAUCUUUAUUUCCAACCAUCGUUCCUUCAAACGUGUUCUACUUGUUUCCUAACUGCCGGGUCCGGUGCGGUCCAGAGGAGGAUGGGUUAAAACCUGGAUUUCUGGACAAGCUGCUUUGAGGCAAUGUCUGCUGUAAAGAAGCUCUCUGCUAAUAAAAGUGAAUAACAUCCAAA
Messenger RNA from Pygocentrus nattereri (red-bellied piranha), 3182 nucleotides. It is a transcript of the gene rab25b, whose product is annotated as RAB25, member RAS oncogene family b. The coding region runs from base 200 to 835 and encodes 211 amino acids. The transcript is spliced from 6 exons. Gene Ontology annotation, biological process: exocytosis. The record is from RefSeq and is a predicted model, not a curated record. NCBI's taxonomy places the organism in Eukaryota, Metazoa, Chordata, Actinopteri, Characiformes, Serrasalmidae. Gene Ontology annotation, cellular component: recycling endosome. Gene Ontology annotation, molecular function: GTPase activity; GTP binding.